GACAGCUUGACCGCAGCCUAUACAUAUAAUUACAAGGUGAAACGUUGCGCAUAUGACCAAUUUUGGGGGCAAAUUGAUGAUUGCUUCUCGCUGCAUUCGACCGCGAUGAUUCGCAGUUUGAAGGUUUGGGGCAAACUUCUGAUUAGUGACGAGUGCGCAGCCACGGGGAUAUUACAUCUGGUGUUCUUACAUCGUGCAUAUGAUAGUCCAGAUCCAUUGAGAUCUCCUUAAGUAUACUCUUAAGGUAGUUAGGUCAAAAAUGAUGAAGUUACAGAUUUUCUUCAAACUUGCAGCAAAAAUAAUUUAGAUAUCAAUAUGCAUGUUUGUAAAAUUUGGAUUUGAUUUUACCGUACAGUUUCCGAGAUAUAAUCACUUAAAAUUUACUAUUUUUAACAUUUCGCUUACCGCCAUUGGCUGCUGAGAUAGAAAACCUGACACUUGGACAUGUCAGUAACAAAAAAAUAGAUAAUAAGGAUUGAAACCAAAAAUCGAGCAAAAGUAGUUGAAUAUUUAAAGAAGUGCAUGUUUAAAUUUCAACGACGCUGACCGUCCGGCAUCAGAAUAUGAUAAAUCAAAAAAAAUUUGGCUCGGUUAAUUUCUUCGUGCACGGUAAUGCUUUGCGGAUGUGACAACGUAGAUUUAUACCGUUCUCUCGGUUUGUUGGUUUUAAGUGUUUUUUGCGUUUUUGCUUCUGCUCUAACACUUUCAUUUUUAUAAAACGCCCUUUAUAUCAUAACUGAUUUUCCAUUAUGAUAAUUAAAAUAUCUUUUCACAAUUUAUCGCAUUCACGAUGAAAUGUGAUCUGCCCACGAUCAACGCUCUGCUAACACUACGAAAUUCAGAAUACUAUUUCAUUUUCUGCAACUCUUUUUUUAUUUUCUCGGUUUUUAAUAUUUUAAGAGGAGCAACAUAGCGUUUAAAAAUCUGUUCUUGAAUUGAGUAUAAAAGAAUUCAAAUUGUCUAUCGAACUUUAUUAAUCAAGUCUCAUUUUGACUAGUAUAGUUGGGAAACAACUACCUUGAUGUGUUUUUAACCAAUCACAGAGCCGUAUUAACCACUUAAGGCAACAAUUAAGGUGAUUUUGAAAUAAGACUCGACUAUGAAUACCAGUCUAACAACUAGGGCUGACGAUCAUGUCCGGAUAAAUAAAUAUCCGGGUAUCCGAAAUAGAGAUAGAUCCGAGAUAAAAUAUUCGAUUUAAGUGAAAAUCCGGGUAUCCGGAUCUUGUUCGAAGUUAAAUGCAGUGCUUAAAAAUAAACGUGUUUUGGAUAAAUAACUUUUGAAUAAAUAACUUAUUAAUUCAAAACUCCAAAACACGUUUAUUUUUAAGCACUGCAUUUAACUUCGAACAAGAUCCGGAUCCGAACAAGAUCCGGAUAUCCGGAUUUUCACUUAAAUCGAAUAUUUUAUCUCGGAUCUAUCUCUAUCUCGGAUAUCCGGAUACCCAGAUAAACGGAUAAUCGUCUACUAAUAACUGAUAGAAAAGGAAUUGCAAUAAUUUCGUACGGAGAUGAUCGCGGGCGGAUCAGACACGUGGUGCCAUCUCCGCGCUGCUUGGCGAAAUAGCUCGCGUCGCGACGUUGAGACUUUCUAUCAAUCGCCGCAACGGUUUUCUAACGAAAUACAAAUGUCCAACGUAUCCGGCUUUGAAAAUGCAAUCGUACCGGCGCGACGCAUUCUGAAAAUAUCGCGAUCUCGCGCCUCGUAACCCAGUGAGAGUCCCCGCCGCGCGUUCGCGCCCGGCGAGGAGCUUCCGCGGUCCGCCGCCCAGAUGGCAGCACCGGCCGCGGCGCAGCACAAUAUGGCCGCCCUGGUGUUGGCAUCGCCAUGGCAAUUCUCUUGGCAGAUUCCUAACCGUCGCCUUUUUUAUACAUUUUACACGUGAUUUUUCUAGUAUCAGCGCCUAGAACGUAGAAUUUAGUGUGUGCGCGCGUGUGCUAUGAUGUAAAUGCGGCGCGCGGGGCGCCCGAGUGAUCGUCGUGAACGCGUGGAACGCGGACGGACCUGGCCCCACGAGUUUCCGAGUCCCACGAAAAGCGACACAGGUCCGCCGACGAUCCUGGUGAAGCCACAAUCGCAGCAGGUGAAGGCAGGCGGGAUAGCGAGCUUCUACUGCACUGCGGAAGGAGCACCGUCGCCCCAGAUACACUGGCGAAAGAACGGCAAAAGAAUCUCACAAUCCCAGUCCCGGUAUGUGGUGCACCAGUAUGAAAAUGGUGCUUUACUGCGGAUCGAACCUGUCAAGCCGUCGCGCGACAAUACCAACUACGAGUGCCUAGCUGAGAACGGAGUCGGCGACGCUGUUUCAGCCGAGGCCACGCUCACCGGUUACGAAACGGAGAAUUUGCCGAUGGGUUUUCCAAUGAUCACUCAAGCGCCGACGACGAAAGUAGUCGAGAUGGGUCACAACGCGGUCCUCCUUUGCACCGCAGUCGGAUCCCCGACGCCCAUCAUCUCCUGGGUGCGAGAUAUGCUGCCUAUCGACACGUCAAAUCCACGAUACACGGUUCUGGAUUCCGGUGCCUUGCAGAUUACCGAAUCCGACGUAAGCGAUCAGGGGAAGUAUGAAUGCGUUGCUAACAAUUCCGUAGGCACAGAGUACUCCAAGUCGACCACGUUAUACGUAAAGGUACGUCGUGUUUCACCAACCUUCUCGAUUCCUCCACCGCCGGUGAGCGAGGUAAUGCUGGGCGGAUCGCUGAACCUCACCUGCGUCGCCGUGGGCGCGCCUAUGCCUUACGUCAAGUGGAGAAAGGACCCGGCGACGGACCUAACGCCGGAAGACGACCUGCCGGUCGGCAAAAAUGUCCUGAAGCUGACGGACAUCAAGGAGUCCGCCAAUUACACGUGCACAGCCGCCAGCGAUCUCGGUGUAAUUGACAUGACCACGGUGGUGAAAGUUCAAUCUCUUCCCGGUCCGCCGGAGAACGUUCAAGUGUCCGACAUCACUGCGACGUCGGUGAAGCUGAGCUGGUCCUACAAAGGACCGGAUGAGCUGCAGUAUUACGUAAUUCAGCAUAAACCGAAGCACGUGAACCAGGCAUAUGCCGAAAUAUCCGGUAUCACGACGAUGUACUACCAUGUUAGGAGUCUCAGCCCGUAUACGGAGUACGAGCUCUACGUGAUAGCUGUGAACAGCAUCGGGCGUGGUCCCCCAAGUGCCCCGGUGAUGGUCACCACUGGUGAAACAACGGAAUCGACAAAUGGAGGUGCCAAACCCGGUACAGCGCCGCGGAAAGUUCAGGUACGGCCGUUGAGCUCCAGCACGAUGGUCAUACAGUGGGACGAACCGGAAACCCCGAACGGUCAAGUGACGGGAUACAAAGUGUACUACACAACGGACUCGAAUCAGCCCAUGGCGUCGUGGCAGUACCAGAUGGUGGACAACAGCCAAUUGACAACCAUCUCGGAGCUGACGCCGCACACGAUCUACACCAUAAGAGUCCAGGCGCUCACGAGCGUCGGUCCUGGACCACUUAGUCUGCCGGUGCAAAUCAAAACACAGCAAGGGGUACCGAGUCAGCCCGAAAUGCUAACGGCGGUCGACAUCGGGGAGACCAAAGUAACGCUCCAAUGGAGCAAGCCCGCUCAUAGCGCUGAGAAUAUUCUCAGCUAUGAGCUGUACUGGAAUGACACUUACGCGAAGGAAAAGCAUCAUCGCAGGAUACCGGUGACCGAGAACUACACUUUGACCGGCUUGUAUCCGAACACUCUGUACUACGUGUGGCUGGCCGCGAGGAGUCAAAGGGGAGAGGGUGCCACGACGAUACCGUAUCCGGUUCGCACCAAACAGUACGUCCCCGGGGCUCCGCCUCGCAAUGUAACCGGCAAGGCGAUCAGCCCGACUUCCAUAUUGGUAACGUGGGAACCACCGGCCGCUGAACGUUCCAACGGGAGGAUCGCCUACUACAGGCUGCAAGUCGUCGAGAGCGGUCGCUCCGACUCCGAGGCGAGGAAUAUCAAACUGAAUGACACGCGUUUCGUGUUGGACGAGCUCAAAAAGUGGACCGAGUAUCGGAUCUGGGUACUGGCCGGGACCAGAGUAGGUGACGGGCCUCCGAGUUAUCCUAUCUCGGUCAGAACUCACGAGGACGUGCCGGGGGAUCCUCAGGACGUCAAAGUCACGCCGAUCAACUCGACGGCGAUACACGUCGAGUGGAAGCCGCCGAAAGCGAAAGAUCAGAACGGCGUCAUACGGGGGUAUCAUAUACACGUGCAAGAAGUGAGGGAGGAGGGGAAAGACUUGUUGAACGAACCUAUACGUCGAGACGUGCACGAGGAGGGCGUGCUGGAGGUCAACAUCACCGGACUGCAACCGGACACGAGGUACUCGGUGCAGGUGGCGGCAUUGACGAGGAAAGGAGACGGGGACCGUUCGGCACCGAUACACGUUAGGACCCCGGGCGGUGUACCAAACAGACCACAGGUCAACGUAAAAGUCCUGAGCAGAGGUCCCGAUGUCUUGGAGCUCGAAUGGGCCCAGCCUACUCAGAUCUACGGUAAUCUACUGGGAUACCGUAUUCGGUACGGUAUAAAAAAUCAAACGCUCAAGGAGGAAUUUAUCGAGGGCACGCGUCAGCAGGCGUACAAAAUCACGGAUCUUGGAGAACAAGGCGUUGAUUACGAGUUCAGGGUGGCGGGCAAGAAUGACAUCGGCUUCGGUCAAGAGACCGUACGAUAUUGGUUCAGUCCGGAAGGCGAGCCAACCGGGCCACCGACGAAUCUGUCGUACUUCUUUCAAACUCCCGACACUGUGUGCGUGACCUGGGACAAACCGCUUCGGCAGCACAGAAACGGCCAGAUAAUCGGAUACGACGUGCAGUUCAACAAGAAGAACGAUCACUCUACCACUAUUGACAGGAACACGACCAAGACGAGAGCGGUAUUCACGAAUCUGGAGGAGAACACGGAGUACGUCUUUCACGUGCGAGCGCACACGUCGCAAGGCAGCGGUCCGUACUCCGAGAAAAUCACGAUAAUGACGGAAAAGGAUAUAGGCCGAGCUCCGAUGUCCGUGAGAGCCGUGGCCACGUCGGAUACCAGCGUGGAGGUAUGGUGGGAACCGGUGCCCAACAGAGGCAAGAUCGUCGGUUACCAGAUUUUCUACACAACAACCGCCGUGGAGGAUCUCGAUGAGUGGAAACAAAAGAGUGUCGGUUUGACGGAAUCGGCGGAUCUCAUCAAUCUGGAGAAGUUCACGCAGUACGCUAUAACAGUGGCGGCGCGCUACAAGACUGGUCUCGGAAGACUCAGCGAGAAGGUCACAGUGAAGGUGAAGCCGGACGAUGUACCGUUGAACCUGAGAGCGCCGGACUCAUCAACGCAUUCGAUGGUCCUUUCCUGGACUCCACCCAUAAAACUGACCCCGAUGAAGUACAAAGUCUCGUUUGACGCUGUUAAAGAGUUCGUGGAUUCCCAAGGUAUAACGCAAACACAACUCGUGCCUCGCAGGCAGAUCCUAUUGGAGCCUACAGUCACGAGUACGACAAUAAACGAGCUGCAACCGUUCACGACUUAUAACGUCAAUGUGAGCGCUAUACCGCGCGACGGUCAGUACAGACCACCGUCGAAGAUCACAGUCACUACACAGAUGGCCGCGCCCAAGCCGAUGGUAAAGCCGGACUUCUACGGUGUGGUUAACGGCGAGGAGAUUCAAGUUAUCCUACCGCAAGCUUCCGAGGAGUAUGGUCCAAUCUCGCACUAUUAUCUCAUUGUUGUACCUGAAGACAAGAGCACGGUCAAUAAACAGCCGGAUGAGCUGACCGAGGAUAUGAUCACCGGAAAUGGUGCUAAGCAGGAAAGAGAAAAUGCGCCCUAUAUAGCGGCUAAGUUUCCACACAGAGACAUUCCGUAUACGUUCCACUUAGGCAGCGGAGACAUCUACGAGGGAUAUGAAAACCGGAAGCUCGCCAAAAAUAAGCGUUAUAGAAUAUUCGUACGGGCUGUGGUCGAUACUCCGCGAAAGCAUUUGUACACGUCGUCGCCGUUUUCCGAAUAUUUGUCUCUGGACAUGAGGGAGGUACCUCCCGGCGAGCCACCGCGUCGGCCAAACCCUAACACGCCUUCGGAUGGAAAUCCAGAAGUUUCUGUAAAAACUAGCGGUCAAGAGCCAGGCAUGGUAUGGGUAGUUGGUCCUAUAAUCGCGGCAUUGAUGGUCAGCGUUUUCCUCGUACUUUUAUUCGUCAUUAAAAAACGAAGACAGCCGUGUAAAGCACCGGAUCAAGCAGCCGUUACGCGACCGCUCAUGGCAGCGGAUAUAAGCUCGAAUCACGCACCGUCGGACCCGGUUGAAAUGCGGCGACUAAAUUUCCAAACCCCUGGCAUGAUCUCGCACCCGCCGAUUCCUAUUAGCGAACUAGGCAAUCACAUUGAACGCCUGAAAGCGAAUGACAAUCUCAAGUUCAGUCAAGAAUACGAGUCAAUAGAACCUGGCCAACAGUUCACGUGGGACCAUUCCAAUAUGGAAGUGAACGCGUCGAAGAAUCGUUAUGCCAAUGUAAUCGCGUACGAUCAUUCGCGAGUCAUCCUUCAGACAGUUGACGGUAUGCCGGGCUCCGACUACAUCAACGCCAAUUACUGCGACGGUUACAGAAAGCAGAACGCAUACGUGGCCACCCAGGGACCGUUGCAGGAGACGUUCGGGGACUUUUGGCGCAUGUGUUGGGAAUUGCGUACCAGCACGAUCGUAAUGAUGACCAAGUUGGAGGAGAGAACGAGGAUUAAGUGCGAUCAGUAUUGGCCUACGAGAGGAUCCGAGACUUACGGACAGAUGACUGUGACCAUCAGCGACGUCCAAGAACUGGCAACCUACUGCAUUCGUACGUUCCAUGUUUGCCGGGCAGGCUAUUCCGAGCGGCGGGAGAUAAAGCAGCUGCAAUUUACAGCCUGGCCUGAUCACGGCGUGCCAGAGCACCCCGCGCCGUUCUUGCAGUUCUUGCGCAGAGUUAGAUCCCUCAACGUGCCUGACAGUGGACCAUUGGUGGUGCAUUGUAGCGCGGGCGUGGGACGAACUGGCUGUUUCAUCGUGAUAGACUCGAUGUUAGAAAGAAUCAAACACGAAAAAAUGAUCGACAUUUACGGCCACGUCACGUGUCUACGUGCUCAAAGGAAUUACAUGGUGCAAACGGAGGAUCAGUAUAUCUUCAUUCACGAUGCCUUGCUGGAGGCGGUGAUUUGCGGCAACACGGAGGUACCGGCCAGAAAUCUGCAUUCCCACAUUCAAAAGCUCAUGCAGCCGGAAAUCGACAAUAUAACCGGAAUGGAACUGGAAUUCAAGAAACUGUCCAACAUAAAGGCUGACUCGACCAGAUUUAUAUCCGCGAAUCUACCGUGUAAUAAACAUAAGAAUCGACUGGUCCACAUUCUGCCUUACGAAUGCACCAGAGUAUGCCUACAGCCGCAGCGUAAUAUCGAGGGUUCUGAUUACAUAAAUGCGAGCCUGAUCGACGGGUACCGCUAUCGCGGUGCCUACAUAGCUACGCAAGGUCCCCUGUGCGACACCACUGACGACUUCUGGCGUAUGCUGUGGGAGCACAAUUCCACGAUCGUUGUUAUGCUGACAAAAUUGAAAGAGAUGGGCAGAGAGAAGUGCCACCAGUAUUGGCCGUCCGAUCGAUCUAUCCGUUAUCAAUGCUUCGUCGUGGACCCGAUCGCGGAGUACAACAUGCCGCAAUACAUUCUGCGAGAGUUCAAGGUGACGGAUGCGCGCGACGGGGCCAGUCGCACGGUCAGGCAAUUCCAGUUUAUCGACUGGCCGGAACAGGGUGUGCCCAAGUCCGGCGACGGUUUUAUCGACUUUAUCGGACAGGUGCACAAAACGAAGGAACAAUUCGGCCAGGACGGACCGAUCACCGUGCACUGCAGCGCCGGUGUGGGGAGGACGGGUGUCUUCAUAACGCUUAGCAUUGUAUUGGAGCGAAUGCAGUACGAAGGUGUCGUCGACAUAUUCCAAACUGUCAGAAUAUUGCGCACACAACGUCCAGCUAUGGUUCAAACCGAGGAUCAAUAUCAGUUCUGCUAUCGAGCCAGUUUGGAGUAUUUAGGCUCCUUCGAUCAUUACGCCAACUGACAAGCCGACACUCGCGAGCAGAGGGAUCUGUCGAGGGACAAGCGAGACCGGCAAAGGGGCGAGAGAGAUAUCGAGAGGGCAAAAGUACGACGUGUCUAGUACAAUAAAGUCGUGUAACAUACUUGUACCUUCCAAGGACAAAUACAGUAGCAGUGCGCGAUUUACUAGUGUCGUGAGCAAUUAAUAUAGUGAUGAAAUGUUUAGUCAAUGGUGUUGCAGUAAAUGCAAAUAUGCCGGAAAUUUUCACUCCUAACACAGCAAAUAUCCUGAGUGCUGAGAGGAGCAGUCGAUUUAGGCUAAUCUCUUUUUAGAAACUAGAUUUGAAAGUUCCCUUACGGUGACAUGAGUCAAAACUGCCGUUUAGAAGUACAUACAAUACGCGUGGUUUGCACGCGCGAUCGUACGGUGUUCUUUUCUUUACGCGCGAGCGAAAAGAACUUGUUUUCCAGACAUUCUCUUACGUCGAAGAGUCAAUCAGCCGUGUACGACGAUGUAAUCAAAAUUACGAGCCGCCAUCAUCGCGUAGGGUCACAUUCGCGAAUUAGUGAAUUGGAAACAUAUCCCAUUGUCGAGUCGAUCAUUCGCAAAAGCAUUUUUUUAAGGUCUAGAUAGGUCUAAUUUUAAGAUAGACUGAAGAUACUACGACCAUAUCUCUCCCACUCGAAACAUAGUGCAUUUACCGUGCAUAGUAUCUCUUACAAACUAAGACAAUUAAGAUCAAAACCUCUUCUCUUUAUUGAGGAUACGAGUGCUUCCUUCAAUAGCGAAUUGCAUAGAGGAACGAAAUAUGGUCUCGAUGUCGACGUCCGUGUCUGUGAGAGAAACACGAGCUGCACGAUCAAUUGCAUGUGUGAAACGCACAUCGUGAAAAUAAGAACCUACCAUUCACCGUACGUGGCAUAUUCCACGAGUACUUACUUAAUGUAGAAAGAAAAAUGGAUCGGAAAACCAGUCGAGUAAUAACUUUUUUAGCCAUUACAACGUAAAGAGAGAGAGAGAGAAACAGAGAGAGAUGAAAAUUUCCGCUCACAAGAAACAAAAAAAAUUGCCAUACUGCCAAAUUGACAAUUAUUAAUGCUGUACUCACUAUGAAUAGUAGGGAUCUUCUUAUUAUAUAAUAAUGUUAGGUAGAUUGUAAGAAAUUGUUUUAAGGCUAGAUUAAGCGACGCCAUUAGGGAAAUGAGGAUGAAAGAAGGACCCGAGUGAAAGAAGGAUGAAAGGAAACGGUGCCUAUUCAACGAAAGGUGCGCGAGCGAACUUGCGCACGUUUCUAUAAAAGAAGAAAAAAAACUAAUUUAAAUAGAAGCACUGUAUGUUGAAUUUUCGUGUACUCCCGAGCCCUCGAUACCCUUAUGUACAAAGUUCCAACGUAGCUUCUACCUCGAAUAUUUCUACUUACCAUUUCAAAUAUAUUGAAAUAGAUAGCCAUAAAUUCCAUUACAUUUGCAUCGACUGUUCAAUGUUUUUUUACCUUACGAUUUUACUUACGACCUUAUACUAAAAUCAACUUUACGCUGAGUAUUCAUGUUAUACAUAAAAUCAUCGACACUUGUAAUAUAAGCUAUUUGUUUUUCACAUGCCAGAUCAAUGCCAAGAACGCAUAAACGAGGAACAACGUGAUAUAUUUAUUGCGAUGGAAAUAUUUAAUUCGGCAAUUCUAUAAAAUUUCUAAUAAUUCUAUAGAAUCACUGGCUAUACUGUCGAAUUAAUAGUGUAUUCAAAUGUCUUUCUCCGACGAUCAGUGAUUUUAUAAAGAUAAAUGUAUGAAUUGCUUUGAUUUUAUCGUCCAUAAAUAUAAUUAAUUACAUUUAUCAACAGUGAUUCGACUAGCGAUUCUAUUGAAUCAUAGAUAAUUUUAUGGAAGCACUAAUUACUUUCAUCGUGACAUUAUCCAUUUUGUAUAGAAAUAACGACUUCGGAUACAUAUAUUGCAAUUUAAAGUUGCAAACUCUCCAGUUUACGAGGACAAUAAUUGUACGCUCGAUUACACCUUCUUCGAAAUCAUGAUACUGUUCGGUAUAGCAAAUGUCUCUCUCUUGUAGCUAACAUUUUAGAACGUACCAUUUAAAAAAAGUGUACAUGUACAAUGACGAACGUAAACGUCUCAUCUAAAUAAAGUAACUUAUCAAUUGUGAAUCUUCUCUGGUUUCUGGCAUUCUUUUGGCUGUAACGGUUCUGUGCUUAUUACAAAAUAUUCUUGACAAGUUGAAACUACGCAUAAAAUGUCACACGAGAAUACCAUUCCACGAUUUUGCUCGAAUAUUCUCCUUUCACCAUUAGUUAUUGUGGUUCGAGGGUCAGGAACUGUGACUAAAUGUACAUAAAUGCACUGUGUCGUUAGUAACAUUAUAUAAAAAUAUACAUAUAUAUAUAUAAUAUAUACAAAAUGCUAAGAGAUAUAUACAUAGAUAUAUAUAUAUAUAUCAUAAGAGAUGCGAGUGUGUAUAAGGACAUGAAGAUGUUUAAGAAGAUAUAGGUAUUUUCCAAACUACCGUGUUAAGUUUUAACAGAAAAAAAUGUAAUCUACUCAGUACGUUGUAUCUACCCGUAAUAUUUAAUUCUCUCCGUACUUUUUAUUCACAAUUUUUUUUACACUUUUUUAAUAAUACUUUUUAAGUAAAGUUUUUUUUAAAUGAUAUUUUUACGAGUGUACUUUUAUACAACGGCUUUCGAGCAGGGUGUUCCUUUAUGGAUUCUGAGAGAAAAAUGCUUAUCCGCUUUAGUGUCGCGAUAUUUUUUCUUCUGUUAACAAACUGAGGGCCAUCUCAUAUAGCAUUUACUAUUGUUCUUUGUGCUUGAAAAAAAAGUACUUAAUUUUAUUAAUAUUAAAGUGUACGUAAUUAAAUAAGUAAUUACAUCAAAUUUUUCACUGCCUGUUAAACCAUUACAACCGCGGCAUUUUUCACUAAUUUAUAGUGUAAUGGUAAUAAUUAUAGUGCUACUUGUAAUAAUAUUAUAUAAUGAUAAUACUAGUUAUAAAAAUAAUUCUACAAUUUGCCUUACGUCUCAAAGUUCAUUAAAAAACAGUAACACUUCAAAUUAACGAUGCAUUUUAAGUUAUCACGUUACAUUUCUGGCAAUUGCAGCAGAUUCUUUAUUACUACUUAACAUUUGGCCUUCAGACUGUAACCAAAAGCAUUUACUUCAACCUGUAGUAUUUUACUUUGAAGGAAAUAUAUAUUUAUACAAUAGUUUUUAUGUAAUUACUUUUAUAAUUUUAGUUCAGUCUAAAAAAAAUAGCUCUAGCAAAAUUCUUUAUAUAACAUGCUCCUACUAAGCGUUAUUAAGCAAAUUAAGUUGCGAUUAUCUCUGGAUACGGCAGGAAAAGAUUCUGUAAUAUUUUCAGUUUUAUUAUUUUGGGCGUGCAUAGUUUCAAAGACUGUAAUCGGUAAAGACUCACACUCUUCAAGAUAUUGUUAAUGUUAUACAUGGUGUAUGACUGGAUAACGUUUAUUAGCUCUUACAAUAUGCGACUGAAGACACAAAACUCAAAACAAUAUGUUUUAGAAAAUUAGAAUAGGAGUGGAUGAUAUUUGAACAAUUAGUUGUACAUUGGAAAGUUUCAUCUGUAAAUAACACUGACUUAUUUCCAUUGAAAUGUUUUUACCUCAUUGCUGUACAAUUAAUCAUUCAAAGUUUACAAAGCUAAUUUAUUUCAAGUGCAAAUUUUGGUAAAGUAGCUCUUGCUCUGGGAACAUUUCUCAAGAAGGAAAAAUCAGUAGCUGUUAAACCUUAAAAGUCAAACGCCCUGUACACACUGUGGUUUUCAUUGUAAUGUUCUUAAAAAGAGAAAAAGACUUUUGCUAAAAAUAACCUUGAAAUCAUUGUUAUAAGUAUUCAUCUGUAACAAGUCCAUUGAGCGUUUCAUCCCAUUAAACAUUCUUCUUAGAAUACCGCAAAGCGCAUUAAGUUUUAAUAGCGUUAAACUUGGCAGAACUUUGGUGAGAAACUUAUAAAUUUCGAAUUUUUAAUGUAAUUAUUAUCAACACAUGUACUUUGCCAACUUUCUUAAUGGCUUCACGUUUAAAGUCCCAAGCUAAAAUAUGUUACGAGAAACGAAAUUGAAUUAUUGUAUAAAUAUACUACUAGUUAUAAGUUGAUAUCAUUAAUCUAUACUCACUAAAAUUUACUGCUACAAGGAAGUCCACAAAAUAUUCGUACAUUUAUAUUAUAAUGUAAUAAUUGUAAUGUUACACUAAGUUUUUUGUAUCAUUCCGAAAACAGCUUACGUGCAUGUUGUAUUUUAGUACCGUAACCCUUGUUAGUCUUCAUAAUUUUUUAACGAUUUAAAAUGUAUAGCAAAACGAUAUGUGGUUUGUUGUAUUCUUCUUCUUGAAAACGUACACAACUCGCGCGUGUCUUCGGAGCAGUUUUGAUAAUAUAAUAAAAUACAAUCGGCUAAUGUAGCUCCGUGCAAUAUAGCGAGUUUGUUAUUGUGUAUAAGAUCGCCUCUCAAAUUCAUCGUUAGAUGAAUCCAGUAAAGUGUCGCGGAUCCGAAGAAGAAUAUGAAUUUAAAUGCAAAGAAUAAGUCAAAUACUAAAUAUCGUUGAAAGAAUGGGAAAUUAUUUUGUGAUACUUUCUUGCCAGAAAGAAUACAACAGGCUGAGGUAAAAAAAAACAUGAUAAAUGCAAUGUUACUAAUUAACAACUAUACAAAAUAAAUAUUGUGUAAUAGGAAGAGUCUGUUGACAAGGAAGAAUACCGUGUACAUUAUGUAUUGCCUUGCGGCAUUAAUAAACUAGUACUAACAUAAAAA
Vollenhovia emeryi is the source of this 12824-nucleotide messenger RNA. It is a transcript of the gene Lar, whose product is annotated as tyrosine-protein phosphatase Lar. NCBI's taxonomy places the organism in Eukaryota, Metazoa, Arthropoda, Insecta, Hymenoptera, Formicidae. Gene Ontology annotation, biological process: protein dephosphorylation. The record is from RefSeq and is a predicted model, not a curated record. Gene Ontology annotation, molecular function: protein binding; protein tyrosine phosphatase activity. Bases 1949 to 8068 code for a protein of 2039 amino acids. The transcript is spliced from 20 exons.